AUGAGUCAUCUACUCUGGAAAUACUACUGGGAAAAUGAUGUCGACAGGUUUUGUCGGCUACUGGCUCCGGCCGGUCAUUCCCAUAGUCCCUAUUCGACCAGGAGUCCUGGCCAGGGAGUAGGAAGUCCCGGCGCAUUCGGUAUUUCGCCACGAGUCGCUGCAAGGUCUCGCAAGAUCUCUGCGCAUGGCGCGAGUGCUCUCUCCAAGGCAGAUGUCAACAGUCGUGACCAUGCCGGUCUGACCAUCUUGUUGCGCGCUGCUUCCUCGACAUCCGCCGAUGCGACAGCCUUCAUUGAAGCCCUCCUCGACCAUCCUGCGAUCGACCUUUAUGCGCAAGACCCGGAAAGCGGCUGGAAUGCACUACACCGGGCCCUCUACAACGGGAACAUAUCUGUCGCAAGAUUGCUACUGGAGAAGGAGCGCAGGGACUUGACCGAGUCCGUAGGCCUGAACACCACGACCAAGAUCGGACAGCUCAUCAAAACCAAGGAUAACGAGGGCAACAGUCCUUUCGAUGUCUACAAUGCCUCGAUCGCAUUACGUCAGCUAAGGAUGGCGGGAGACGAUUCAGACUCGGAUUCAGACUCUGGUGCCGACGACGCUGGCGAUAAUGAUGAACACGGUGGUCAUUCUUCGAAGAUGCAUGGCCUCGGUGAGGAGGUAUUCACGUUUGGAAGCAACAGAAACAUGUCACUAGGACUGGGUGAUGAAGACGAUCGACAGUAUCCGGAGCGUGUCCAUCUUAAGCGUCCGGAUCACCUGAUCCGUUACUUCUACGAAAGGUUUUGCGAACAACGAAAAAAGCACCCGACUAUGGAGGAUUCGCUUUCCUCUGAUCUACUCGAGGUACCUGUCUUGAUUCAAAACCGGCCUUUGAUGGUUCAGGACGUAAUCAUGGGCAAACUACAUACAGCAAUCCUGACCACAGACCCGAUCUCGAAUUUGUAUAUUUGUGGUGUAGGACGUGGUGGGCGACUCGGUCUGGGCGAUGAGAAUGCCCAAUUUACCUUUAAACCGGUGCAGAAUGGCCUUCUUGAUAAGAAGGUCACCCAAAUCGCGCUCGGUUUGAACCACUCCAUGGCAGUCACUAGCAAUGGGGAGCUGUGGACUUGGGGUUCAAACAGUCUGUCGCAACUUGGAUACGCACUUCCUCCUCCAUCGAAACCGGACGAAGAACCCAUUAGCACCACGCCACGCCAAGUUUUUGGACCAUUGAAAAAGGAGUUCAUCGUUGGCAUCGCCGCUUCAGCCAUUCAUUCCGUGGCUCACACGGGAUCUGCACUCUAUUGUUGGGGCAAGAAUGCCGGUCAGCUAGCUCUCAUGGACGCAGAUUCUAGGUCCUUGGAGGUUCAAUCCGUUCCUAGAAGGGUGGCAGCAUCACUUUUAUCGACCCAUUCAUCCAUUAUAAUGGUUUCCGCGAUUGACAGGGCGACAACGGUAUUAUUUGAGGACCGCACUGUGUGCGUCUUUACCAAUUACGGCUAUAACAUGAUCAAGUUUCCUUUUCACGACAGUUUCACCAACUCUCCCCUCCAGAGUUCCGGCAAACUGUCCAUGUCUGUGCGUUAUGACACUGGUCGUCGCGAAAUACACUCCAUCACUUCUGGUGGCGAGACGAUUGCGGCUUUGACAGGAAGCGGUGAUUUGUUCACCAUGAGCUUGAACCAUAAGGCUGACGGCAACUUGCCAGCCACAUCAACAACCAAUCCAGCCAAAAUCAAAGAUGCUGUAACCACUCCUCAACUUCUCUGGAAUUCGAGGAAGGAUGGUGCAAAAUCCGUCACAAUCGGCGAGAAUGGUACGCUUAUGAUCUCAACGCAAUCCGGAGCUGUCUGGCGCCGGGUCAAACGUGUCAAGGCGAAAGACACCAAAUCUAUGCAAAUAGACAAGAAGCGCAACGAUUUCAAGUUCCAGCGUGUGCCAUAUAUUACUGGGGUCGUCGGCGUCCGCAGUUCCAUGUUUGGUGCUUAUGCUGCGAUACGCAAAGAUUGUGAUGUCACCCGCAACCAGAUUGAAGUAGACGAUCAGAACCUCUGGCAUGACCUAGCUCCGUUAUGUGUUUUGCGUGGAUUUAAGGCAGCAAAUCCGCGCUUACGUGAGAACAAAGAUACUUGGAAGUUUCAGAAUCCCGAAGUGCUGAAAGGUCGUGUUGAUAGUCUCGGCUAUGAGAUAUUGACAUGCACGGAUCUUGAGGAGGAUUUAGCGACUCAUCUUCAAAGCUGGAAUUUCAAGAAUGAGCCUUUGGGGUUGGUUGUCUGCACGAGUUCGGCACGCGGUCUACAGAUUCCAGUGCACUCCUGGCUUUUGACAGCACGGAGCCACGUCAUCCGUGCUGGCCUUCAACGAUUCCGCGAGACUGGCAGCUAUGACAUACCGGACCUACUUUCGAUCUCGCAGUCGGGCGGUUCUACCGUCAUUGAAUUCUCGGGCAUCGAUCUGAUUGCACUAUUGAAUAUCGUGGUCUACGCAUAUAUUGACAGGGUGAUUCCUGCGUGGAAUUUUACGCGGCAGUCGCCGCCCCUUGCUUACCGAUACCGACAGAUCCGCACGGAUUUGAUGAAUGUCGCUGGUAAACUCGGCAUGGCUAAGCUUGAGCAUUACGUCAGGAUUCAAAGCACGCCAGCGAAGUCUUUGGACCAGGACUUCAGAAAGGCUAUCGAAGAUCCUGCGUUCUUUGAAGAUGGAGAUGCGCUGCUCGAACUGGAUGGUGACGAAAUUCCCGCUCAUAGCUCCUUGCUUUGCCAGAGGUGUCCUUGGUUCCAAGGUCUUUUCAAUGGUCGUUCUGGCGGCAUGUGGUUAGCCAGCCGCCGUGCUGGUCAAGAAGCCUCCGAGAAGACUCCUAUAGAUCUGAAGCACUUUGAUCCGGAAUCCUUUCACUUUGUCCUGCAGUAUCUAUAUGCGGACGUAGGCGAGGAGCUUUUUGAUGAUGUAGUUGCCGACAGUAUCGAUGAUUUCUCGGAGCUUGUCAUGGACGUGAUGAGCAUUGCCAAUGAGCUAAUGCUCGACCGUCUGGCACAAAUAUGCCAACACGCCCUUGGCCGCUUUGUGACCACUCGAAACGUUUCGGUGCUACUGAAUUUGAUGAGCUCCUGCUCAGUUACAGAGUUCAAGGACAAAGGACUGGAGUAUAUCUGCUUACAGAUGGAAACAAUGCUCGAGAAUCAUCUCCUUGACAAUCUAGACGAAGAUCUAUUGUUCGAGCUUGACCAGAUAGUCAGGGACAACCAGCUCGCACGAUGCCCUUUCGCCAAAAGUGGAAGAGCGGAUCUGCUCCUGCAUGAGAGGUAUCCUUUACUAGCUGAAGAUAUUGAGGAAGAGAGGCAGAUUCGAGUGAAGGCAAUAGCCUACAGGACGAUUGCCAGAGAUGACGAAAAGAAGCUUUCAUCUUCAUUUAAAACGAAGUUUGGCAGUGUGGACGACUUGACCGCUGAAUCACCCUCCUUUGAUAGAAACAGGCGGAAGUCGAAGGCCGGUCGAAAUGAACCUUUCAGUCCAGCGCUUCGGCCGAUGGCUUCCAAAGCCGAUCUCAUCUUCGAUAUGGAAGAAGAAGGGUCGAGUGUGGCGAGUCCGUCUUCACCGCCGCGUCCCCUGGACCCAUCACUUAAAGACGAGCUUGAUCAGCUUCCAUCACUCGAAGAAGCUUGGAGCAAUCCAAAGGGCAAAGGAGGAAGAAGCCCACAGGCUCCCUUCACGAGCUCUCCGGCAGGCAGAGCUACUCCAAGCACCACUCCAGCCGGUGCCGCGGUUGAGGGCAGACGAGUAUCCCACGGAGGUAGUCCUUGGGCCCCUGCAGCGUUGUCGACAACGCGUCUAGACCUUAGGGAUAUCAUGGCAGAGUCUAAGCCAACACAAUCAGCCCUCUCUGCUGGUCUGGCCGCAGAGAAAAGCCAAGCUGCCAAGGUUGCACCUCCGAGGAUGUCACAGAAGGAAAGGAAGAAGUUCUUGCAACAGCAAGCGGAUGAGGCUGCUAGGCAAGAAGCAUUGACAGUACAGAAGCCACAAGCUGCUUGGACACAAGUGGGGGAAAAGAAGAGCGUGCCAUGGAAGGCCACCCCUACCGUUCCACAGGCUUCGUUCAAAGCAACGAUGAACCCAGACGCCAAGUCAACGCUCGCACCACCUGGCGCGAAGCCUCUUGUUGCAGCGGAGGCAUCGGGGAUCUCUAUUCCACGACGAGCUGCAUCUCCCGACACUAGAUUCUCGGGACAGACUCGAUCGGGGUCUGGUACUCCUCGCGCAGAUCCAAGUCGAGUAAAUAGUGGUUCAAUUCCGACCACGUCCUCACCAUCCCAGUCUUCUUCGGCUCAGCCAGUCCGGCCUGAUGCUAAGCCCUUGACGCCACAUUCAAAAUCAUACAUCCAGAAGCCACAAAAGCUAGUUGGAAGUCUCAUUGGGUUGGGUUUGGCGGAUAUUAUCGAUCAGGAAAAACGUGAGCAGGAAAGCGUGAAAGAGGCAGUGGCGAAGCGCAACCUAGAGGAGAUCCAACAGGAGCAGGCAUUCCAGGAAUGGUGGGAUGCCGAGACUCGUCGCAUACAAGAUGAAGAAGCAGUGCGGCAAAGUCGCGACAAAAGCAAGGGCGAGAAGAAGCAUGGUGGCGCUCGCAAAGGGCGUGGUGGUAAGCCGAAAGCUGGGCCUGCCAAAGAUCAGAACGGUGCGACAGCUUCCAACACCGAGCAUGCACCGCCAACCACGACCUCUAGAGGCAGGGGCAGAGGUCAUCGAGGUGGCAAAGUGGCAGCACAGCAAGCAUCAUAA
This is a messenger RNA of Truncatella angustata, 4755 nucleotides long. RefSeq names its product BTB/POZ domain-containing protein. NCBI's taxonomy places the organism in Eukaryota, Fungi, Ascomycota, Sordariomycetes, Amphisphaeriales, Sporocadaceae. The record is from RefSeq and is a predicted model, not a curated record. Gene Ontology annotation, molecular function: protein binding. The transcript has 3 exons. Bases 1 to 4755 code for a protein of 1584 amino acids.